UUCUCAGAAAUGAUCUCUCCAAAUUCGUUAUUCCCAUCUUCUUCGUCAAAUUCGCCAAGAAUACAACAAACCCCGAAACCCCGAACACACUAAUAUAGCAAAGAAUUGAAUUAGGGAAACAAGAUGCCUGUCCCAACACGAGUACAACCCGAGAAAAAUAUCUGGAUCGCAGCGGGAGAUGGAGAUCUUGAUCGUGUUCGGGAUCUCAUCGAGAAUGAAUCGAUGUCUCCUAACGUACCAGAUCUGAACACAUACACGCCAAUGCAUGCGGCUGCGUCUUAUGGACAUAUUCCCGUCCUAGAGUACUUGUUUUCCAAAGGUGGAGAUGUAAAUGUCACUGACAGCGAUGGCGAUACGCCGCUAUAUGUUGUUGAGAAUAUCGAGACGGCGAAGUGGCUCACUGACCACGGAGCUGUGAUUGACCGUCAAAAUCUUGAAGGGCAGACACCCGCAGCCUAUCUAUCGGAAGACUUUCCUGAAGUAGCUGCGUACCUGGAGUCACUGCACCCCACCACAACCGCUACUCCAGCGACUUAUCUUUCAGGAGAUGUCCCUCCAAUUGGUUCUCAACUACCAUCUCAACACGCACAAAACCAGGCGUCGGAGCAACUAACGAGUGAUCUUAUAGCCUCCGUUGGGGAUAUCAUGCAACGUGCUGAAGCUGAGGGACGGGAUUGCGACGAGGAGUUGAGGGAAGCUGUGGGUAGGACCGUCUUGGAGGGUGUAGUUGCGGGCUAUGGCAUGAGCAAUGAUAGCGGUGAUCAGGACAGGAGAACAGAUGAUGUGGGUAAUGGUUCGAAGAGGCCGAGAACAGAUGGUGGCGAAUAAUUGUUACACAGUCCUUUGUAACAUUUGUCUUUGGUGUCCGCGUUCAAUGUAUUCCGGCCGAGCCGUCCUGCAGUUUCAGUAGCGAAAGAUGUGAUUCAUUUCAUUUGCAAUUUGGAUUUUUGCCGCGAAUGUCAGUCGAUACUCGUUCUGAUCGUGAUCCCGUCUUUUAUGAUC
This is a messenger RNA of Somion occarium, 1002 nucleotides long. The record is from the annotation of a GenBank genome assembly. NCBI's taxonomy places the organism in Eukaryota, Fungi, Basidiomycota, Agaricomycetes, Polyporales, Cerrenaceae.